AUGGAGGACUUGCCUGCCUUCAGAGUGCCGGAUGAUGUCAUCGAGGCUUUGUCUGCAACGGCAGAUGGACUCAAAGCCCGAGCAGAUGUUCUGCUCGAAAAGCUGUCUGACAUCACACAUGACAAGCACCUCCCGGGGACAUCUUGGAAAGAGAACCUGAGUGCCAAGGCGACUGUUGCUGAGAUCCAGCUCGCGGCCGGCGUGCAUCUGGACAACGAUGUUUCAGGUUUGCCGGCGUUGCUCAGCGAGUUGAUCGAGGCCGAAUAUGCAGGGGCAGUUCACAAUGCCUUCGUUUCGUGGCACAAGAAGAUCAAGUUCUUGACCCCCCGCAAUGAUGAUGACCCUUCUGGUCCCUCUAGGUUGACGAAGGUCUUCUCUCAGCUUGCGGCCUCGACCGGGGAUCAGAUCCAUUACGGCUACGUCUUCAAAAGCGAAGGUAUGCUGGCAAAUGGCAUCGUGGAGCCUGACAAAGAC
Messenger RNA from Symbiodinium necroappetens, 474 nucleotides. The record is from the annotation of a GenBank genome assembly. NCBI's taxonomy places the organism in Eukaryota, Dinophyceae, Suessiales, Symbiodiniaceae.